Messenger RNA from Caretta caretta (loggerhead turtle), 2996 nucleotides. The record is from RefSeq and is a predicted model, not a curated record. Lineage: Eukaryota; Metazoa; Chordata; Testudines; Cheloniidae.
GAGUACACAAAGAUCUUCUGUACUUUCCACAGUAUGCAUCCUAUGAAGUGAGCUGUAGCUCACAAGAGCUUAUGCUCAAAUAAAUUGGUUAGUCUCUAAGGUGCCACAAGUACUCCUUUUCUUUUUGCUAAAGGAGAGUGGCAGUACUAGGUGGAUAAUCAAAGACUAUUGUUAGAACUAACAGGCCUAUAUAGGUAUAUAUGGUCAAAAUUGCCAAAGAGCCUAAAUGACUUUAUAAGCUUAAGCCCCAUUUUCAAAAGGAAUAAACACCCAAAUCCUCAGUUAUUUAGGCACCUAACUUCCAUGAAAUCAGUGGGAGUUAAGCCCUUAAAUACCUUUGAGGAUCCAAGCCUCAAGAACCCAAGUCUCACUGAAAUUUACUUCGGCUCCUAAAUCAUUUUGAUGCUUUUGAAAACUUUACCCAUGGGCCCCAGGAAACAAAAAUGUGUUUAAAGAUAAAUAGGGUUGUUGGGUUUUUUUUUUUUCCUUAUGAUGGUCUUUAAAGUAAAUUUUGACCAAAAGAUAUAGGUUAAAAAUAAAAUUUGUGAAAACAGAACCGAGUUCUAAAAUAGAAAAGUUGCUGAAAUUGCUUUGUCUGCAAAAGCAGAUUAAAACAUAGGCCUGCUUUGAGAAUAAGAACGAUAGAGUGGUAAUAGUUGUGUGUGUCAUAGGUUUGGACCCAUUUUUGUUUUGCUAAUGGUUGGAUGCAUUGAGUGACCGGUUUUAAUUCUUUUUUAAUUUUUGUAUUGGACUUUCCAUUAAAGCUAGUGAGACGAUAUCUCCUUUGGACUUGUGACCAGCAAACACUCUUGCUAGCUGCCCCAAAAACAGUGUCUCUGUCUGAAAGGCAAUGUGUUUUUUGGAGGACUCCUGGAUCAGCAGUCAGGGUGACCUGCGAAUGUUCUGUGUAUUUAGAAUUGCUUAGUCAUGGGGGACCCUUUUAGGAGUUAUUGUUUGCUGAAUUGGGGCGUUUUCUACAAAUGAACUAAUUGACACUCGAUUGGACUAAGUCAAAUCACUUGUGAACCUGAUUUGCUCAUGGUUUGAAGAUAGGCACAGUAGGGGCGGAGCAAGGGAAAUUCAUAUCCAUUGUGGAUAAAAGCAGAGAUCUUUGCCACUAGCUUCCCACCCGAGGAAAGGCUGAGGUUCCAGAAUCUGAGAGACUGAUCACCUUGCAGAGAAGAAACCUCGAUAUCCCGACGUUGGCUAUUCCAGUCUCUGACUGGGCUUUUGCUCUGAUCUGCUGAGCCUGUUGACAAAAAAGCAGCCAGCAGACCACCACCUGGUUCCUCUCUUCAGCUCCUGCUGGUGGUACAGGAUGGUGAGAGCCAAGUCUUGGACGCUGAGAAAGCAUUUUGAGGGCUUCCCCAAAACAAGUGACUUUGAGCUGAAAGAGGUAGAGCUGCCAAAGCUAAAGGAUGGAGAUGUGCUGUUUGAAGCUGUGUUUCUCAGUGUUGAUCCUUACAUGAGACCUUAUAGUGGGAGAAUCAUGAAAGAGGGAGACAUCAUGAUAGGCAGUCAAGUGGCUAGAGUUGUGGAAAGCAAGAAUCCCACCUACCCAGUAGGGACCUAUGUUGUGGCUAAUUCAGGCUGGAAAACUCACUUCAUCUCUGAUGGGAAAGAUCUACAGCUGCUUCCUCCUUGGCCGGAAAAGAUUCCCAGAUCUUUGGCUCUUGGGACAAUUGGCAUGCCAGGCCUCACUGCAUACUUCGGCCUAUUUGAGAUCUGCAAGAUAAGAGCAGGAGACACGGUGCUGGUUACUGCAGCAGCUGGCGCUGUGGGUUCAGUGGUGGGGCAGAUUGCUAAAAUCGGAGGUUGUAAAGUGGUUGGCUGCGCUGGCUCAGAUAAAAAGGUUGCUUAUCUGAAACAGAUUGGCUUUGAUGAAGCCUUUAACUAUAAGGCUGUAGGAUCCUUGGAAGAAGCACUGAGAAAGGCCUCACCCGCUGGCUACGACUGCUACUUUGAUAAUGUGGGUGGAGAGUUUUCAAGUAUUGUUCUGAAUCAAAUGAAGAAAUUUGGCCGGAUUGCUGUGUGCGGAGCCAUCUCUGGAUACAAUGACACAGUGCCCCAGAAAGGACCUUAUGUUCAGAUUCCAAUGAUCUUCAAGGAGCUUUACAUGGAAGGAUUUCUUGUCUCUCGGUGGAAUCACAAGCGUGAUGAGGCCCUGAAGAUACUGUUAAGAUGGGUUGUUGAGGGGAAAAUUAAGUGUGAAGAACAUGUUACUGAAGGAUUUGAAAAAAUGCCAGCAGCUUUCAUGGGAAUGUUAAAGGGAGAAAACCUUGGAAAAGCAGUAGUAAAAGUGUAAAGGGCAUGUGGUUUGUUCCAUGAGGAAAGCCAUACCAAUAAAUAGCUUGUCUAUCUUGUCACCAAAUGUUCAGCCAUAAUUCACUAAAUACUUUAGCCCAUUAAAAAUUGUUCAAAUUAGACAAGUCUUCAACUGGCUUCUUCAAAUACAAUGCUACAAAUUGUUGCUCCUGCAGUUAUGCAAUUAAUCCACUUUAUCAGUCCUCAUUGAUACAUGUGAUUCUGAGGCUUAAAGAAUGCACUACUCUACUAAUUUAUGGGCAUUUUGAAAAUUGCCAGCCAGGUAAACUUUCAGUGCUGCUAUAUGGCUUUAUACUGAGGAUCUGACUUUUUUAAAAUGCAGGUAAUCUUAAGUGAGCUGCUUGACAGCCUGAUGUGAACUAAGGUCCAUGCAGAGAGCAGAAGUCAACUGCAAUCUUUUAAAUACUAUCUGCUACAGUUAUUUAAAUAGAUUUGUACUAGAUCCCCUUAAAAUGUAGAUUUUAUUCUGUAGCUAAUAACAUGCUUGUCAGAGUCACAGUAACAUAUAGCCCAGGAGUAAUCUGAUGAAGUAGUUUAGAGCUGUUCUAAUACUGUAUUGUCAUGCAAAGAAAGAUCACCCAUUAAAUGGUCAAAUAUUCAACUAGUGUUAAUCUUAUUGAUAAAGAAAAUUGUUCUUAUCUUGACAAUAAACUGACUACAUGGAGUGGCAA